Messenger RNA from Manis pentadactyla (Chinese pangolin), 2994 nucleotides. Its product is annotated as immunoglobulin superfamily member 1-like. NCBI's taxonomy places the organism in Eukaryota, Metazoa, Chordata, Mammalia, Pholidota, Manidae. The transcript is spliced from 13 exons. The record is from RefSeq and is a predicted model, not a curated record.
AUGGUCACAGCAGAACACAAGCCCUCCAGGAUCCUGGAUGCACAGCGACCCCACAGGAGGCAGAAUGAGGCCCUGUUCCCCGUGGGUCCCGUGACCCCCAGCCGCAGGUGGACGUUCAGAUGCUACAGCUAUUUCAGGAAGAGUCCCCAGGUGUGGUCGGAGCUCAGUGACCCCCUGGAGAUCCGGGAUUACACGGUGGGGAAUCUCGUCUGUAUGGGCGUGGCUGGUGUGGUCCUGGUGGUCCUCGGGGUGCUGCUGUUCCAGGCUCGACACAGCCCUGCAAACCGCCAAGGUGGAAUCCAGGAUGAGCAUCCUGUACCCGGGGUCCUUCCUGCAUCCUGUGCCCGUGGUCCUUCCUGCAUCCUGUACCCGGGGCCCUUCCUGCAUCCUGUACCCAUGGCCCUUCCUGCAUCCUGUACCCGUGGUCCUUCCUAUAUCCUGUACCCAUGGUCCCUCCUGCAUCCUUUACCCGUGGUCCUUCCUGCAUCAUGUACCCAUGGUCCCUCCUGCAUCCUGUACCCGGGGCCCUUCCUGCAUCCUGUACCCGUGCUCAUCUGCCAUUCGGCCAAAGAGAAGGGAGCAAGCGGGGCGCUGGGGGCUGUUCCCUCCAGAGAGGCCCCUGGAGAGGAACCCGAGACGAGGCACAGGGAGUUGUCCUUGUCAGCACACCCCGUGGACAUGGGGGGCAGCGCCUCAACCACGACCCUCGCUGCCCUUCUCUGCCUCGGGCUGUGUCGGGGCCCCCGGGACCGCGUGCAGGCGGGGACCCUCCCCAAGCCCUCCAUCUGAGCUGACCCAGGCCCCGUGGUUACCAACGGCAGCCCUGUGACCAUCCGCUGUCAGGGGCCUCGGCAGGCUGUCACGUACAGUCUGUAUAAAGAGAACUCCGGACGCUGGACCCUGGUAGCCCAGGAUGAGUUCAGGGACAAGGCCAGUUUCCCCGUUGGGCCCAUGAGCGCACACCGCGCAGGACGGUACCAGUGUGCGUUUCACGGCAGGAGCAACGGUUCAGAGUGGAGUGGCCCCCUGGCCCUGGUGGUGACAGAUGAGGGGAGGUGCCAGACCCUCCCCCCGGAGACCCCUCCCCCGGAGACACCCUCCCCUGGGGCCCCUCCCUCCGAAAUCCCUCCCCGGAGGCCAUGCCCCCUGGAGACUCCUCCCCUAGAGGCCCCUCCCCCAGAGGCCCCUCCCCCAGGGGAUCCCCACCUCGCCGUCGGCACCUCUAACCCGGCUCCGCUCUCUCCCUCAGGAGUGCAAGACCCACCCUCCCUCUCGGCUGACCCAAGCCCUGUGGUGGCGUCAGGAGGGACCGUGUCCCUCAGGUGUAGGUCACAGUUCACAGGGGGCACUUUCCACCUGCUGAAGGAGGGAGGAGCUGACGCACCCCAACACGUGGUCCCGCUGUUCUCUGCUGGGGGGUGGCAGGCCCGCUUCCGCGUGGACCCCGUGACCACCUCCCGUGGCAGGACCUACAGAUGCUACAGCUCUCCCAUGGCUUACCCCUACGUGUGGUCACUCCCCAGCGGCCCUCUGACCCUGGAGGUCACAGGUGAGGGGAGGUUGGCUCAGCCCUGGCUAUUUCCUGACCCCAAAGUGACUGGCCCAUGGAGGCCUGGGUGGGGGAGGGCUGGGGACGCUGGCCCCCGGGGGCCAGAACCAUUGGAGAUCCGAGAAGGGAUUCCUCCAUCGUUCCUGUGUCCCCCCGAGGAACUUUGUUCUGAGGAGGAACUAAUGUUAUCCCAUCACAAACACGUCAGACUAAGGAGGGGUGAGUGGGAGGGAUUCUCAGUUACGAGUCUGGGCUCAGAGGGUCACAUCCCGUCAGUGGGAACUGCACACCCCCUGGACUACACACCAGGGAACCUCAUCUGGUUGGGCAUCGCCACCUUCAUUCUGCUGGUCCUCGGGGUGCUGCUGGCCCAGGCCAGACACUGCUCGGACACGACCCAAGGCGAAGUUUUGCUCAGCUCCUGCAGCCCGUCCGACAGAAGCAGCACCACGUCCUCCGCACUCAUCAGCCUUUGGUAUCUCGGAGCCUGUCUGGUCCAGAGGACCUGGGCACCCAUGGGAGGACACGUGACUCUGAAGUGUCAGUUUCCCCUUCCCUUUGCCACAUUCAAACUAUUCAGAAGAGAGGGGACCCGCAGCCGUGAGCUCCAGAGACGUCGUUCCAACAGCUUCACGAUAGACCUGGUGAGCGUGGCACACUCGGGGUUCUAUGCCUGUUCCGUGGCUCUCUGCCACAGCUGUGAGUGGUCAGCACAUAGCGACCCCCUGCAGAUCGUGGUCACAGGUGUGCUCAGGCGUCCCUCCAUCUCGGCCCAGCCCAGCUCCCUUGUGCACGCAGGGGCGAGUGUGACCCUGUGCUGUCACUCACAGCUGAUUUUUGACACAUUUAUCCUGCACAGAGAGGGGGGCACACAGUAUUCUCAGCAACACCCCCUUACGCCUGCACGUGAGGAGACCUACAGAUGCUACGGCGCCCUCAGCCACGCCCCCCAGGAGUGGUCGGCCCCCAGUGACCCCAUGGAUGUCGUGGUCACAGGAAAACACGAGAAGCCGCAUCUCUCGGCCCUGCUGGGCACUGCGGUGUGGUCAGCAGGGAACGUGAUCUUGCUCUGCGGCUUCGAGAGCUCCUUUGACAUGUACCACCUGUGCAGGGCUGGGCAGGCCUGCCCACGCCGGCUGGCUGCAGGGCGGAGCCACAGCGGGGCCUCUCAGGCCGCCUUCCCCCUGGGCCCCGGGACCCCAGCCCAGGAAGGGGCCUACACGUGCUACGGCUCUUUCAACCACUCCCCCCAUGAGUGGUCAGCCCCGAGUGACCCAGUGCACCUCUCUGUCGCAGGUGAGGAAUCCCGAACCUGCCCCGUGUCUCCAAUACACUAGACCACGGAGCCCUAUCUGAAGGGCGCCCUGUUGGUGACAGGGGAUCCGGGGCUUCUGGAGAAACAGAAGCAGUGAGAAAUACAGAGAGGCUGGGACACAGGCCCCUGC